ACGGAAACAUCUAUUUGUCAUCUUUACUCUGGCCAAAAAGGAUCUCAAGUACUCGUGAUGACUUAUACGGGCUCAAGUAAACAAAAAACAGUUGAAAAACUACACGUCCUCUGUCCCCCCUUGACCUCCACACAGCAAGACGGUUCAAAAUAACGCUUUAUAUAAAACGCAGACAGGGCAGAGGAUCCUCUGGACCUUUACAAUCCGCUCCUGCAAUGUAGAUGCAGAUGACUGAUACUAGACUUGAAGUGAAUCUGGCAUGAAAAGCACCAUUUCGUAUUAUGCUUGAUCCAGUGCGAUUCCACGAUAUCUGACCGGGGGUAAUGGCCAAGUUUUGCUUGAGCCGCAAAUCGACGCUGAAGUAGUACGACGAUACAGCUUUGUGAGCAAAUGACAUAACAAUACAUAUGAUGUAGCUGUGGUAUAUAUAUCUAUAGAAUCCCCCCUUCCCUCCAGUGUUUCCUUUUCGCUAAGAGACGCGACUUAUUUGCUAGUGGCAGUAUAAUAUUAUUACACCACCCAACAAUGUAUCGCCGCAUUCAUGACCACGAAGCCUUCGUCGAUUCGAUGAGCGAAGCGGGUUCAGCCUUAGAACAUAGCGAACGUGGCCUAGACGAUAGCGGUGAUUCUGAUGCCUUCAUUGUCCCUGAUUCUGAUGGGGAUAGUGGAAUCUCGAUUCCGCAAACCCCUCCAGUUCCUCAAUCAACGUUGAGCCAAAGAUACGGACGUAUAACAAGGCGCGGCGAACGCAGGGCACCCCAGAAUGUUGAGGGAGCCAGUUUCGCCAGCUCAAGCGAGUCUCCGACCCCAAACACACGCCAUCGAGACGUCCACAGGAGCUCACGAGGCCAGGUCCACUUUUACUUUCUAAUUAGAAGACUUGAGGACUUAGCAAUGGCAAUAGAGGAUAUGAGAGCUGAUAUGCAAGACAUACAGUACGAAAUCUAUGACAUAGCUGAGGAAAUUGCUUGAGAUGGGGGCAUUAUGUAAAGUUACUCGUAUCAUUAUAGUCUACUUCACUAGACUCGAACGGCUAUAGCUGUAAGAGAAGCUAGUUAAGAGCACCUAUAUAGUACAUCUACACAAUGAAUUAGGAUAUCGCGACGCAAACGCCUUCUUAUUAUAAGCUCUUGACAAGGCCGCUACUCUUUCUACCAUGAAAUGGAUGAAUAAUAGAUUCCCCUCCUGUAUUGUUAGAUUAUCUCUACGUAAUGUCGCAUGAAUCACCCCAUUCGCAUUUGAAAUGAUCAUUAUUUACGGCUGGCUGUCGAC
This is a messenger RNA of Fusarium odoratissimum NRRL 54006, 1272 nucleotides long. RefSeq lists its product as uncharacterized. NCBI's taxonomy places the organism in Eukaryota, Fungi, Ascomycota, Sordariomycetes, Hypocreales, Nectriaceae. Bases 526 to 972 code for a protein of 148 amino acids. The transcript has 2 exons. The record is from RefSeq and is a predicted model, not a curated record.